Messenger RNA from Colletotrichum phormii, 1092 nucleotides. RefSeq lists its product as uncharacterized. The transcript has 2 exons. Gene Ontology annotation, molecular function: hydrolase activity. Bases 1 to 1092 code for a protein of 363 amino acids. The record is from RefSeq and is a predicted model, not a curated record. NCBI's taxonomy places the organism in Eukaryota, Fungi, Ascomycota, Sordariomycetes, Glomerellales, Glomerellaceae.
AUGAAACCUCUCUUGCCGGCAGCACUCAUCUGCACCCUGGCCUCAUCGGCUUGGGCCGCAUCCUGCACCGAGUCCCUCAUCAGCCUACACAAGACCCUCGUCGAAGCCGACACAACAACCAAAUCCGAAGCCCUCGGAACAGAAGCCCUCAAAGGCUACCUCGAGACAAACUUCACAGUCGAGCUCCAAACAGUCGAAGGAACACGCCAGAAUGUCUUCGCCUACCUCGGCAACGCCCGCGAAGCUCGCGUCCUCGUCACAUCGCACUUCGACACCGUACCGCCUUACAUCCCCUACUCCCGCUCUGGCGAUGAGAUCCGCGGUAGGGGAACCUCUGAUGCGAAAGGCAGUGUCGCAGCACAGAUCAUCGCCGUGGAGGAGCUCCUAGCAAGCGGGGAGAUUGCCGAGGGCGACGUCGCGCUGUUGUAUGUGGUCGGCGAGGAAUCUGGAGGCGAUGGCAUGGGCGCCGCAAAUGAGCUGGGCUUGACGUGGGAGUCCGUCAUCUUUGGCGAGCCGACGGAGCAUACCCUCGUCCGGGCGCACAAGGGCGUGCUGGGGUUCAACAUCACGGCCGACGGCGUCGCGGGGCAUUCUGGGUAUCCCGAGUACGGGCGGAGCGCGAUUGACCUGCUCGUUCGGGCCUUGGAUAAGAUCCAGGAUACGAAGUUGCCUUGGACGGAGGAGUUCGGAAACACGACGUUGAAUGUGGGCUUGAUUGAGGGCGGGAUCGCGACUAAUGUGAUUUCCGAGAGCGCGUCGGGCAGGGCGUCGAUUCGAGCUGCGACUGAGGACUUGCAGGGGAUUCAGGAUGUUUUGCAGAAGGCUGUGUCUGAAGUUACUCCGGAGUUUGUCAAUUUGACGUUUACUGGGUCUGGGUUACCCGUGAGUCUGGAUUAUGAUGUUGAAGGCUUCAACACUACCGUGGUGAACUACUACACCGACGUGCCUCGACUGAACGGAACCCACAAGCGCUACUUGUAUGGACCAGGCACGAUUUUGGUGGCUCACUCGGCCGAUGAGCGCAUCACGGUUCAGGAUCUGGAGCUCGCUGUGGAAGACUACAAAAAGCUAAUCCUCGCUGCCCUGAAGUGA